This is a messenger RNA of Myxozyma melibiosi, 2372 nucleotides long. RefSeq lists its product as uncharacterized. The record is from RefSeq and is a predicted model, not a curated record. The coding region runs from base 69 to 2123 and encodes 684 amino acids. The transcript has a single exon. NCBI's taxonomy places the organism in Eukaryota, Fungi, Ascomycota, Lipomycetes, Lipomycetales, Lipomycetaceae.
UUCCUAUUCUCCUCUUCUUGUUGUUUACUGCUCUUCAGACACUCUUCACCACUUCCUAAUAACAAUCAAUGGACCGCCGUAUCUACAUCGUCCCGGAUCAGCCCCGAUCAGGCGUCUCGCCCACGAUCGCCGCCCACCGCGCGCACCUCUCGCAUUACAUCGCCCAACUGACCUCGCUCGAGCGAGAACAGCAGCGUCUCGCGCUCGAGCAGCAGCUGCUCGCGCGUCAACAGGCGCAACUUACAGCUAAACGCGACCAACUCACCUACCUCAUCGCGGAGGAGCAGGACCUCGUCAUCCGCGCGUUGCAGCAGCAGCGCCAGCAGGAGCGCGAGGAGCAGGCCGAGGCGGCUGCGUUUCUUUCCGCGCUGGCGGAGCGGGAGGCGCAGAUUGCGCGGAGGCAGAGGCUGCGGUAUGCGGUUUAUCGGAAACAGCAGGAGGAGCAGGCGAUGAAGGACGCGGAGAUUCAGCGUAUUCUUCGAUUCGUGCAGCAGCCUCAGCAGCGAUACGAGCAGCAGCAGCAGAUUCAGACCGAGCAGCAGCAGACCGAGCAGCAGCUUCAGAAAGAGGCAUUCCAGCGCCUCUUGGACGAGCAGCAGCAGCUUCACUACCCGCAACAGCAACAGCAACAGCAACAGCAGUCGUCGGCAUUGUCAGUCUCUGAAGCCUCAGAGAGCGACGAGACUCCGAUCCGCCCGGGCACGAUCUCCGCUUUCCUUCGCCAGCAGGGCAUCAAACCCCGCGAGCUCUACUCGAGCUCGUCUCCCUCUGCAAUCAAGCGCGGCUCGCGUCGUGGAUCGAAUGCGUUGUACGAGGAAAAACCCAAGCCAAAGCCGAGCGCGGACUCGAUGGCUGGGUUCGACCGCAAGAGCGCGAAGCUUGUGCCGGACGUCAAUUACGAGUCUGCACAGGAUUUCUUGACUGCGUUGUUUGGCGGCGCAGCUGAUCUCUCUUCGGCUUCUGCUCAGAGCCAGAGUCAGGGUCGACCGUCUACGCCGAUCUCCAGCACGCGCGAGAGACCUUCAGAGGGCGCGUCACCGCUUGCCGAUCAACCGCCGGCGAAGCAGCAAAAGAUGGAGAAGCCGAAAGCAGUUGAAGGAGCACCUACGACCGCGCCGUCGUUUGACGAGCUGAUGCAGAUGAUUUUCGGCGCCGCUGCGGAAUCUGCUGAGCCGUCCGCAACCGAGCCCAAGACGCCGUUCGAGGAAGAGUACCCUGCCGAGCCCGAGACCGCGACUCGACCUCCGUACCACUACACGAUUGCGCAUGCAAAGCCGUCUGUGCCGCCGCCCAAGUUUGAGAUUCCGGCGGAGGCGGCCAAGUCGCCGUUUGCGGUGAUUGAGAUGCAGAUUGCGGCGAUUCGCGGAAAAGUGCUUGAUGCGUCUUCGCGGGUGGAGAAGAUUUCUGCCGAGGAAGACGAGACGGCGAAGAGGCAUAAGCUGCUUGAGAUCCAGUCUGAUUUGGAGAAGUACUACUCUGAUCUGGACGACAUCUUGCUGACCACGCCCGAGUCUGAGAGCGAGGACGAGGAGGUGAAGGCGCGGCGGCAGGAGCUGCGGAAGAUGAAGCACGAGGUGACUACGAUGGCUGUCGAUACCGCGGACAAGAUCGACAAGAUUUUAAGUCCGCCGUCGGACUCUGACGAGGAGGACGAGGAGUUUGAGAUUGUGGAGCGGGAGGAGAGCGCGGAGAUGCCGCGGCCGGGAGAGGAAGUGAUUGAGGGGGAUGAGUACUUUGUGACGGAGAAGGCAGGGAAGGAUGUUAUUCUCGAGCGGGCGGAGGAGGAGAAGGACGAGAGUCUGGACGAGGAGGAGAAGAACGAGGUGAAGGUGCCGCUGAAGGUAGCCGAGGACGAGGACGACACGUCAGUGAUUGUGCAGGCGUCGCAGCCGAUCUCGCGAGACGAGACGGUGGAGGAGGUGUUUGUGCCGGAGGCGGAGAAGGCGUCGGGGAAGGUGUUGCUGGAGAAGAACAGCGGGGAGGAGAAGGAAGAGUUUCUGGACAGCGAGGAGGAGAACGAGGUGAAGGUCCCGCUGGAGGUGGAGGAGCUGAAGAAGGAGGGGAAGAGGAGCGAGAGUCCGAUGCGGCAUGUUGUGCUGGAGGAUGUGCCUGAUGAGGAGUGAUUGUAUAUACUUAUUGAUAGUUAAUGUAAUGUAAUAGCUAAGGCAUCUUCAAUAUGGUUUAAUAGUCGCGUUAUCGGCGCAGCUGGGAGAAGAGCAGCUGGGAGAAGAGCCGCCUCCAAACUCCCAACGCCGCUCCUCCACAACUCCACUUCACCGCUGCUGCUGUUGUUGUUGUUGCUGCUGCUGCUGCUGCUGCUUAUAUACUGCUCGCAGACCAUUGAUCUGUUCUUAUCCUCCUCUACAAGUACA